Molecule: messenger RNA, 2991 nt
Organism: Penaeus chinensis
Lineage: Eukaryota; Metazoa; Arthropoda; Malacostraca; Decapoda; Penaeidae
Source: RefSeq, a predicted model, not a curated record
CCGCGGUGUGUUUAUCAUGAGGACGUGUGUGUUUAUUCUGCUGCUCCUUGCCAUCCUGCAGUUAAGUGAGGCCCGACUGUGUUACAACUGCACAGGCGACUGCGUGACCGACAGCGAGUGCAAAGGAUCGUGUACCACGUCUGUGCCUGAAUUAGGCGACGGUCACGAGAUCCGCAGUUGCCAGAACGAGACCGUGGAGGCGCGGUGCAUCUCGGAGAUCAUCUUCGACAAGCGAUAUAAGACCUGCUACUGCAACACCGAACGCUGCAAUUCCUCGUCCGUCGCCUCCGUCAGCGCCUUCCUCUUCGUGUUGGUGGCUCUCCUCCUGCGGGAGCUGAGGUAGAAAGAGAAAGGGACACCAUCCGGCUGGGACGAGCGCGGCCCAGCGAGAGAGGAGACUGAAACCUUUUCCAGAAUAAGUUUCGAACGACUGGGUGUGACUUCUCCAGGUCGACUAGUCCCCAAAGCCCAUGACUCGACGAAUCUUCAACACGACAGUUCCUUGCAUGAUGAUAUUCGCGUGAAGCUGAAAGAGAUUCUGCGCGUUUUGUGUUGUUUUCAUUUCAGGAAUCAUCGAGAUCUGAAUCUGUAUUUUACGUGGUCUACACACAUUACUCUUUGACAAGAUAAUUCACUGCGUGUUUUCCAUUGUUGUAAUCAUUACUGUCAAUAUUCAUAUUACCAUUAUUGGAUAAUUUUUUUAUACUUUCCAUAUUAGCCAACAGAUGAAAAGUUCCUCCGCAACGAAAAAUUCAACCUUAUUCGAAGAUACGAAAAAAAAAUCUUACUAAUUUAGGUAACCAUCUUUGAGUCUGUCUCAGCUCUUGACUUGGCUUAAACAAGAUAAAAUAAAACUGAGGGCAAAAUACAAGACACAAGUCUCAACUAACCAUAUUAAACCGCUUUCUAAGAUAAACAGAACUUUGGAAAUCAUCAUUUAACUACCGGGGCGUCUAAGUUAUCAAUAUGACACUUCCUCAGACCAGCCUGUUAGAUGUGUCUUUACCCUCGCACGCUGGGGUUAUGCCAGAAGGGCCGCCGAUAGAGGUAUUAAGUAACCGCUUAGGCCAUAAAUAACUCUCUUGACAUACCUGUGGGUUUCGACAUAACGUUUUUACUCCUACCUAAAACACACUUAUAUACAAUAUUUGUUUUUGCCUUUGCGCCACUCAUAAAAUCUAAAGCACACAGAUCUUUGGCUGUACUACCCCACACCUACCCGUUUCAUACUUUCGCUUGUUCCCUUGAUUACAUGAAAGCCUUUCAUUACGCAAGUAUAAGAGCUUGAUAUUAAGGUCACUAUAUCUCGUUAAAUAUUAUCUCUCCCAGUGCUUCUUUUCAUAUGCCAAACCAUACCGGAGAACUGUGCUAUCCACGCAGGUCCUCAGUGGAUAGGUUCUAGUGCCUUUCUUCCCUUUUCUGGAGUUGAGGUUAAAGAGAUACUUUGCUUUCCACACAUGUUUCAUUUACUGGUGCAAUAAAGGGCUGUUAGUGGAGUUUACCACGGAGUAAGAAGAAGCGAAGAUUAUAGAAGGGGUCAUGGCAUACCCGCUCGAACAGAAGUCAUUUUCUGUCGUUGCAAAAUGUGAAUGGCAACAUUACAUAUCCUCCUAUAGAAGAAUGAGUCACUUAUUAAUCAGAUUUUUAGUUCACCAUAGUAUAUUUACGACAUCACAUUUUUAGAAUAAUUUUUUUACGAACAAAAUGUCUAUAUAUUUCCAACAUUUAGUAAAAUGCUAUUUUAGUUAUUUUGUCGGACAUUGUAAGGCUUAUAUUUCACAUAUAGUAUGUACUCUAGUUCCGUAUAUUUGCAGAGCAUAAUUUCUAUAUAUUUUUCUGAUGCUUUCAGAUGCAGUCGACAAUAGAGUGCAAAACAGCCACAAGAAAUAUGAUAAUGCCGUUUCAAAACAAUGUGGAUUUCUCAUAUGAUCUUCACCGUCUGAUCAAGUCUUUUUUCUGGCUUGAAAAUGACAACUUUUUUUUUUUUUUCUUUAUGUCUUAUUUUUUUCCUAUAAAAAAAUGUUGAGACGCAGAAAUCAAAUUAAGACUUUAUAGAGUAGCAGCUACCAUUAACGCCACGUAAUUAAAGCAGAAUGAAUGAAAUAGACAAAGAUUUCGAUAACUUAUACAAGGUAUAAAUACAUCAAAAUUUCAUUAGCAAUAUUGUAUUAUAUAGCCUCAUAGUGAGCGGCUUCCAAUACCUUUCCACACUGCAUGUCACUUCUAGAGUAGGUUAGAAAGUUGAUAUGGAUAUAUGCGUCAUGUAUUUUUGGCAUUAGAUUAGCAAACAGACCACUGAAAGCAAACGAGUUCGUGCAUUUCAUAAAAUACUUUUUUUAUCGUAUUUUAUAAAUAUUUAUAUAUACGUACAGCAUAGCAAGCACACCACAAGUAUGUCUGCCAUUAGAGUCACCAUUAUUUAUGCAGAAAUUAUGUUGGGCGAUGGAAAUAUUUUAUAAAGAAAUAGCCGUAAAGAUAUAUUGUGAUUCCAGAUACCAUUGUGAAUGUGUGGAUAGCAAGGUGUUUCGCAGGAAAGGGCAAAAUAUUAACUUUGCAAACUUAAUCAUACUACAGCAUAUGCUUAAUCGCCUAUCACUUUAUUUUUUUGGAUCUCGUGUACAUUUUUAUCUAGUUACAUUAUGGACAUCGGGAGAAAAUAAAAGAAACCCCGUCAGUCUUGUUGAAUAUACGUGUAUCAUUUGAAAAGCAUCAUACAGUGCGCACAGUAGACUUUUUCCCAAGAAGUGAUAUGUAUAUCAACAGCCCUUUCGUGACCUCGUUCUAACGGUGCCCCCAAUAACUAAUGAACGACCUGUUACAACGCAAGAGAAUCACCUUGCUGGGUGCGAAAUAACAUACUAAUACUCACUCUCGCUUGUAGCUCCUCGGGAAGCAUGGGUAGGCCUGCUACUUGUGGCAAAUGUAGAAAAAGGGUAUGGAAAAGGGAAUGACUCAACAAUGCAAAAUACGUCGUUUGCGUUGAUGUUACUU